AUGAAUUAGCAGCUUGUAGGGAAACAAGUUUCACCUCUCUUCCUUUCAUACUCAUUCAGUUUUUCAUAACCAGUGUGAUUUCUUUUUUCCCCAGAAUUUGUUUUUCUUUUGUAGUUUUAUUUGUCUGCAAUAAGUUUUCUAUUCCACAAUUCUGAAAUGUUUUAGGUUGGAUGAGUUACUUCGGUAGAGGCUGGAGUGGUAGUUCUUACUUAAGAUGACUUUCUUUGUAGUUAUGUAGCCAUAGUACUACAUAUCCUUGUGACCCACCAGUUUAGCUCUAAUUAGUUCUGCUUUGAUGCUGUGUUUGUGCAAUGAACAUUUCAGUGAGGACCUCUCACAAAUAUACUUUUGGUUCAAGCUUAAAUGUUUAUAAGUGUAUUUCUAACUGUAUAACAGAAGAUAAAUUUUGAAUUCUGAUUGUUCUGUCAGUGAUUUAGACAAUGACCCUGGAGGUCUCAUCUUUUGUAUGCUUUCCUUUUUACUGUUGUAAAACAAGGAGGACUAUGGCAAAACAGGUAGACAGUGAACUUGCAGAGAAAUCUUUUUACGAUGAGAAUUAGAAUUUUGUGAUUUUUGUCAUAUGCACUGCAGCACCAAACGGUUUGAAUGUUUUGAUAUGCAUACAAAUUAAUAGAAAUAUACUUGCAGUCUUCUUUCAACUGUUGCUACAUUUUUGCAUGGAUAAAUUAGUUAUUUUCUGCUUGGUAGAGCAAUACAGGAAGGAAAAAUCUGCACCAAGAAGUGUAUUACAUAUCCUGUAUUUCUAGAUGUAUUAAUUGAAGUAGCCAUUUUCAUUAACUUGAACUGUUCCGUCACUGCAAGAGAGGUGAGGCAUUUUUGUUGUGCAGGCAUCAAUUGCUCUGCAAAAUUUGCAAAAUAUGAGCUGACUUUUAAAAAUUACUGGUUUCUAUUUCACGGCAUAGCUUGGUUGACUUGACUUGAUUUUAAAAAAUUGCCUUUAAAAGAACUUCAGGAUGCAGUGCAGCAUAGAGCAACAGCAUGGUGUUUGAAAACAUAAAAGGUAGACCUAGUAAUUAUCAACUUAAAAAGCACCCAUAAAUAAACCAGUGGCUUUCACUCUGCAGCAAAAUGUGGAAAUUCCACCUCCCAAAUUAUCCGUGUUCAACUUGGUGAUGGAUAUUGUCUCAGUUCAAAAAAUGGGAAUAUUUCUCUAAGGCAGCAAAAUCAACUAAUUUGACUCUUGUUAUUCUUGGCUUUACUAACUCGAUGGCCUGUUGCCAGAAAUCAAUGAUGCAGUCGCAAGCAAGUGCUUGAGCUGUUCCUUUCCCUCCUUUUAUUUCCUCUGGACUCUUGCAUGCUAGGAAUUGCAAUUCUUAGAGUCUGCUUAGAGUAAGAGAUCUCCUGUGUCUAAACUUCCCUGAAAGCAUUGGUAACAUAACUCUGCAACCUGUUUGUGUGUAUUGUUUUCUUUUCUCCCGCCCUGGCUGCAAACUCUCUCAGGUCUCCGCUGGUUCACGCGCCCAGCCACGGAUGCCGCUCGACCCACAACAGCCCAAUUCACACUGCUACUGGCUCACGGCUCACUCAGAACUUCUCUGUGUCUGUUCCCACUCUCAUCUACACCGGAUUCCUUUCAAUGAAGAUCCCAAUCCCAAUACAUAUUCAUCAGGACCCUCCACCCCUCUGAAAAACCAAACCUAUUCCUUUUCACCUUCCAAGUCCUACAGUCGACAGUCCUCUUCUUCUGACACAGAUUUGAGUUUGACACCCAAAACUGGAAUGGGCAGUGGGAGUGCUGGAAAAGAAGGGGGGCCAUUUAAAACUCUUUUAAGACAACAGACUCAGUCAGCUCUGGAACAAAGGGAGUUCCCCUUCUUCACCCUGACCGCCUUCCCGCCCGGCUUCCUGCUGCACGUCGGGGGCGUCGUCAGCGCGCGCUCCGUCAAGCUCCUGGAUCGCAUCCACAACCCCGCCUUUGUCGGAAUUAUGGGUAACACAAGAUCAUACAAACUGCUAGACUGGAAUAGUUUCAAUUCAGAUGAACCAGAGACACGAGAUGCCUGGUGGGCAGAAAUCAGACAAGAGAUAAAAUCCCAUGCCAAGGCAUUGGGUUGUCAUGCUGUAGUGGGCUACAGUGAAUCAACCAGCAUUUGUGAAGAGGUCUGUAUUUUGUCCGCAUCUGGCACAGCAGCUGUACUGAACCCUAGGUUCCUUCAGGAUGGCACCAUGGAAGGCUGUUUGGAACAAAGGUUGUCAUGGCAGCCUGGCUUCUUUUCCAUAGGGUCAGAGAAGGGAGAGGUUGAUUUUUUUCCUCAGAGCCAAGAUAGUUCUUCUCUAUUAGGGAUUGAAGAAGCUUCACCACCAGGUUGUGGAUUUUGCCAUAUCCCAUAUGAUGAAUUGAACAUGCCAUUUCCUGCCCACCUCACCUACUGUUACAACUGCAGGAAGCAAAAAGUUCCCGAUGUCCUUUUCACCACAAUCGACCUUCCUGUAGAGGCAAUAGUUGUUGGGAAGGGAUGUCUCAUUCAAGCCAGGCUGUGCCGGCUGAAGAAGAAAGCUCAGGCUGAGGCCAACGCCACCUCCAUCAGCAACCUGCUGCCCUUCAUGGAGUAUGAAGUGCACACACAGCUGAUGAACAAACUCAAGCUGAGGGGAAUGAAUGCCCUCUUUGGGCUCAGAAUUCAGAUCACUGUGGGGGAAAACAUGCUGAUGGGCUUGGCAUCUGCAACAGGUGUGUAUUUAGCAGCUCUGCCCACACCUGGAGGCAUUCAGAUUGCUGGCAAGACUCCAAAUGAUGGCACCUACGAGCAGCACAUAUCCCAUAUGCAAAAGAAAAUAAAUGAUACAAUAGCAAAGAACAAGGAACUCUAUGAGAUUAAUCCUCCAGAGUUACCUGAAGAAAUUAUUGGGUCUCCCAUUCCAGAGCCAAGACAGCGUUCCAGGCUGUUGAGAUCUCAGUCAGAAAGCUCUGAUGAAGUUACGGAGCUUGACCUUUCACAUGGCAAGAAGGAUGCUUUUGUCUUGGAGAUUGAUGACACAGAUGCAAUGGAAGAUGUACAUUCUUUACUGACAGAUGUUCCACCACCUUCUGGUUUCUACAGUUGCAACACAGAAAUUAUGCCUGGUAUAAAUAACUGGACACCAGAAAUUCAAAUGUUCACAGCAGUUAGAGUGUCCAGAUUAAGCAACAUUAACCCAACAAAUCAAACACUCAAUAAGAACUUUAAUGAUCUCUGUGAGAAUCUGCUGAAGAGUUUGUAUUUCAAGCUGCGCUCCAUGGUGCCCUGCUGCCUCUGCCACGUCAACUUCACCGUGGCUCUGCCCGAGGAUGAGCUGGUUCAGAUUGCAGUCACAGCUGUUGCCAUUACAUAUGACAAAAACCAAGCACUACAAGCCAACAAAGCACCUACAGAAAAAUCACAGCAAAGAGCAUCUACAGACAAUGAAGAACAGCUCCAGUUUCCCUUGGAACUUUCCUCUGAUCCCCUUUCUUCUCAACCAUUCUCUCCAGCUAAAGAAGCCCUGGAGGGUGCAAGUUCCCACACAGGUAUUCCUGCUGCUCAGAGAGCAACGUCAGUUGAUUACAGUUCCUUUGCAGACAGAUGCAACAGCUGGAUAGAGCUCAUUAAACUGAAAGCUCAGACCAUAAGGCGCGGAUCAAUUAAGACAACUACUUCCCUUGAAAAGGCAAGUCCGUUGGCUGAGGGGUACUUGAGGCACCGUUCUGUCCCGUCGGGCACCAAUUCCACUGUCUCAGUUGUUAAGAUGACUCCUCUUUCCUUCCUCCCUGGGGCGAAAAUAACCAAAUACCUUGGGAUAAUCAACAUGUUUUUUAUUCGAGAAACCACUUCUUUGCGCGAGGAGGGUGGUGUCAGUGGCUUCCUGCACGCUUUCAUUGCUGAGGUGUUUGCCAUGGUGAGAGCCCACGUUGCAGCUCUGGGAGGGAAUGCAGUUGUGUCCUACAUAAUGAAGCAGUGUGUUUUCAUGGAGAACCCAAACAAAAAUCAGGCGCAGUGUCUGAUCAAUGUCAGCGGCGACGCCGUCAUCUUCGUGCGCGAGUCGGAGCUGGAGGCGCUGCCCGUGCCGGCUCCUGCGGCCGCGGCCCAGCCCGCGGGCUCUGCCGGGGACGUCACCACGUGAGGGCUCAGCGCUGCCCCGUGCCCUGCCCGGCACCGAGGCCGCUCACAAUGGGGAAUCGCUGCGUUUGCAUCUUCAAAGUCAGUGUCUGUCCGUGGAUUCGCAGCCCGACCCCAGGACAGUCACUCUUUUUGUUGUCGUAUGACUGAGGGGAGUCAGAGCAGGAGCUGGCAGCUGAGCUCUGCUCCUUUAUUCCUCUUCUGGCCUCUGUGAAACCAGGCAGCACGUGAAGCGCUCACAGGAGAACGUGGAUUACAACAGCAGGCAUCUCAUGGAACUGUGGAAGGAAGGAUUCUGUUCCUUUUUGAGCUGUUCGGUGGGACCAUGCUGAGUUGUCAUUUGGAACCAUAUCUGAGUGUGAGUGUUGUCUGUCUGUCUGUCUCAGGUCAGGGUGGGAGGGAGGUGCCUGAGAAGGCUGGGCUGGAAACCUUUGAUGAACAAGCGAGAGAUUUGUGUGCAGGCCAAGGAAACGUGGGCUGGACUCUGGAAUUCCUUUACAUCAUAGAGUGUGGAGAGAAAAAGCAGUACCAAAAAGUUACAGCUUGAAUUUCUGCUCAUUGAAAGUAUGUUUUCUUACAUUGUUGUUGUUUUUAUAUUUGGGAGCUGGGGGCUGUUGUUUGUUUCUUUAAUUGUUUUUUAAAAGCUGCCAGACCACAAUGCUGUGAUCCUGGGCAUCCCUGUGGUGGGACAAAAAAACCCCAGAACACAACCAAGAGUUCAGAGUGUGUCUGGUGCUAACACAAGAGGUUCCCUUCAGUAUUGACAAAGCAGAUCUUUUCGUUAUUUAAGACUUUGAGAAAGAAUUGUCCUAAGGUUCAUUUUCCUGAGGCAGGAUCUGUUUCAAGGAUGACACAAACAGUCCCCCAAAAAUCAGUUGUGCAGAGGUUAUCCUGCAGCCUCUUCCUGUUUGAGUGCCUGGCUAAUUGGAGAUUGAUUUAUGUGUCUGACACUGGUUCCACUGGGGUCUUUUUGUUCUUUUCCAGUGCUGUAGCUGGGAAAUAAGGGUACUGCACAGACAGGAAAUUUGUCAUUUCCAGUAAAAGUCUGAAAGGUGAUGAUAGUCUAUUGUAAAAAAAAACCAACAGAAAACCAUUGAUUUGAAGAUGCAUUCUUGCUUAAUUCUGACAACAUUGUACAUGGAACUUGAACAAAGAUGUAAACUUGAAUGUAAAUAUUCUGUUUAGAGUUGAAAUUAAGCAAUGGCAUGAUAAUUUGUUAAAACUAAUUAUUUCAUUGUAAAUGAGCAUGAAGAUCAUUCUUGCACAAUAAAUAUCUUU
Messenger RNA from Melospiza georgiana, 5375 nucleotides. It is a transcript of the gene C2CD5, whose product is annotated as C2 calcium dependent domain containing 5. The transcript has 22 exons. NCBI's taxonomy places the organism in Eukaryota, Metazoa, Chordata, Aves, Passeriformes, Passerellidae. Gene Ontology annotation, biological process: protein localization to plasma membrane; intracellular protein transmembrane transport; positive regulation of protein targeting to membrane. The record is from RefSeq and is a predicted model, not a curated record. Gene Ontology annotation, cellular component: plasma membrane. The coding region runs from base 1492 to 4101 and encodes 869 amino acids. Gene Ontology annotation, molecular function: calcium ion binding; calcium-dependent phospholipid binding.